AGAUUAACACACACCACGGCAAGAAGGCACGCAACCUGAAAAACCCAUGCAGUGCAGUCCUCCUUUCUUGGAUUUAGACUCGCAACGCCAUGCUAAUCUCCACCCUGUUAGUCUCCGUCCUCGCCCAUGCCUACGCCAUUAUUCCGGCCAAUGCUUUUGCUGCUGCUCGAGACAAGGUCCCCGCGCCGGCGGUAUUUGCAUUCGGCGAUUCCACCGUGGACACCGGCAACAACAACUUCAUCCAGACCGUGGCCCGGGGCAACUACCCGCCUUACGGGCGGGACUACGCCGGAGGGGUGGCCACCGGCCGGUUCUCCAACGGCCGCCUCUCCGCCGACUUUGUCUCCGAUGCCCUGGGCCUUUCGCCAUCCCUGCCGGCCUACCUAGACCCGGCCCACACCAUCCACCAUCUCGCCUCAGGCGUCAGCUUCGCCUCCGCUGGCGCAGGCCUGGAUAAUAUAACCUCGCAAAUCAUGUCAGCAAUGACCUUGAGCCAGCAGAUAGACCACUUCAGGGAGUACACGGAGAAGCUGAAACGUGCCAAAGGCGAGGCGGCCGCGCGGCACAUCAUAAGCCACGCGCUCUACGUCUUCAGCAUCGGCAGCAGCGACUUCCUGCAGAACUAUCUCGUCUUCCCCGUCAGGGGCUACAGGUUCUCCUUGCCAGAGUACCAGGCGUAUCUCGUCGCCGCCGCCGAGGCCGCCGUGCGCGCCGUGCACAAGCUCGGCGGUCGCGCGGUGAAGCUCGUCGGGCUGCCGCCGCUGGGGUGCCUGCCGUUGGAGAGGGCAGUGAACCUCCGCAGGCCCGGGGACUGCAACGAGAUGCACAACAUGGUGGCCAUGAGCUUCAAUGGCAGGCUCGUCAGGCUUGUUGCCAAGCUCAACUGGGAGCUGGCAGGGGCGCGGCUCGUGUAUGUCGACCAGUACACUCUGCUCUCAGCUAUCAUUGCCAAGCCAUGGGAGUACGGCUUUGAGAAUUCAGUGCGAGGAUGUUGUGGCACUGGGUAUGUGGAGACAGGGGUGCUAUGCAGCUUGGACAGCGCGUUGACGUGCGGCAAUGCCGAUAACUACGUCUUCUUCGAUGCCGUCCAUCCAUCAGAAAGGACGUACAAGAUCAUAGCCGGCGCGAUCGUAAAUGCAACAACGUCGCACUUAUUUCACUGAUCGACAUAAAUCUGUCUCUGAAUUCAACAAAGACAGUGGUCUUUGAGAAAUUUGACAAACGCAGAAAUUAAUCGUGUUCUCAGUUCCAGGGGUGAUUUUAAUUCUAGCAGUUGCCUCUUGAGAUUCAUGUGCUACAAGAAAAUGAAGGGCAUUGGAUCUCACCUCUUAAGAUGUACGGAGUACAGUACUGGAGUACUUGUUUAGUUUGUCAAUUUUGGUGGCCAUAUAAUCAGAGAUUAAGCCAUAAUUUUGUCUUUUUUGA
This is a messenger RNA of Brachypodium distachyon (stiff brome), 1425 nucleotides long. Its product is annotated as GDSL esterase/lipase At2g42990. Lineage: Eukaryota; Viridiplantae; Streptophyta; Magnoliopsida; Poales; Poaceae. The coding region runs from base 90 to 1163 and encodes 357 amino acids. Gene Ontology annotation, molecular function: hydrolase activity, acting on ester bonds. The record is from RefSeq and is a predicted model, not a curated record. The transcript is spliced from 3 exons.